AUGGUUACGUCGGGUAUGUUUGGCGGUGACCAGGCACAGCAAGACUUACCCUUGCUUGUUCAACCUGCCAGCAUCGACAGUCUCGAGCCCGCAUACCCCUGCUUAGUGGCGAAUAAGAAUUUCUCGGCAUAUGGCGUCGGAAGCAGUGACCCAGGCUGGACUUCGCACCUCAAGGCUGCCUCUGACCUAUUUGCAAAUCUCGAUACAAUUAGUGGUAUUUCACCUGCGGAUUCAGGCUUCCACAUGUCCUUCGAUCAUUACUUUGACAAUCUUUCUGCGCGGCUCUGCCACGCAAAGCCGCUCCCCUGCAAUGCCAGCAACCCAUCUCUCUGCGUGACGCAGGCGAUGGCUGAUGAGGUUUUUCGAUUAGGGGAGUACGAGUACAGCUACCUCUACCGAGACGCCGGGGCACGCACACUUGAGUACAGCAUUGGCAAAUACGGAAUAUGGAUCGCAGAAUUGGUGCAUAAUUUACGGCAAGCGAUGAAUACAAUUGACCCAGGGACUACCGGUAACAGGACGAAUAGUGGCAUGAGAUAUCGACACAACAUUGCCCAUGACGGAAGCGUUAGUUAUAUAUUGAGCAUCUUACAGAUAGAAGAGAUGAUGUGGCCAGGCAUGGGCAGUGAGCUGGUAUUCGAGCUAUAUAAGAGGAAAGUGGACCAACAAUAUUACAUCAGAGUGUUGUGGGGUGGGCAAGCGUUGAGAAGCAGCAACCCAAAGCUUGGUGUCUUGGAUAUGCUUCAAGUCGACACCCUUCUUGCUUAUUUUGACGGGCUUGUAGGUCAAAGAGCAAAGAAUAUACCUAGCCUGUGUAGCUUGUGA
Molecule: messenger RNA, 825 nt
Organism: Penicillium cosmopolitanum
Lineage: Eukaryota; Fungi; Ascomycota; Eurotiomycetes; Eurotiales; Aspergillaceae
Exons: 1
Coding region: 1-825 (274 amino acids)
Biological process (GO): dephosphorylation
Molecular function (GO): phosphatase activity
Source: RefSeq, a predicted model, not a curated record